UCUUGAUACAACAAUGGACAGUGGCAGUGUGGUUAGUGAACCAAUAUCGGAUGCACAUCGUGCAUUUGCUAAACAAAAAUCAGCGUCUAUGACAAUUUUAAAUCCAAAAUCAACCAAAUAUAGUUUAUUACAAGACAACACAAAUACCAAAGCCUUUAACAAUGCUGAUUCAGAUAAUUUAUGUACCAGUCUGACACAAAGUGCUACCACAGGUCGUAGACGUAAAGGUUCGUCAUUGGCUGGAACAUUGUCGUCCCGCUCGACACGUGGUGAAUGCAAAGAAUUGCGUUCAGCCUUACAGGAUCGUGAAACAGUCAUACAAAAUCUUCGCAUACAAUUAUGUUUGGGAAAACUGCCAAGACCCUCAGGACCACCGCUGGAUGAAGCCGAUAAACCAGCUGCCGAGCAAAAAUUACAAAAACUCAAAACCGAAGCCGAAAAUAAGAAAAUUAAAAUUAAGAAUUUAAAAGGGGCCUUGGACAAAUUAGAUAUUACAGAUAACAUAGAUGUGCGCAUUAGGCAAGCAGAACUUGAAUAUGCUUUGGGUCGUGAGGAGCUGCAAUUGCUUUCCAUUGUUGAAGAGGCUCGAGCAUUGCAGGCACGUUUGGAAAAGUCAAAAGUUCAACCCCAAAGUCUUUACCAUCUUCUCAGCAGUGGCAUCUCAGUCGGCUUACACGCUGUCCAGGCCACCACUGGACGUUGGGCUUCCCAAGAAAUUCCCGAAGGUUCGGGGGUUUUCUAUGUCGAAUGGGCCUUAGAAGGCGAUGGUCUCUACAAGGGAGAUCGUAUUUUAGAAGUCAACGGCAAAUUAGUCACAUGCAAAACCAAAGAAGAAUUCCAAAAAUCCAUAGGCAAUACUGGCAAAUGUCAACUCGUGGUGCUCAGGCGGAAACCGGCAGCAAUACCACAAAAACAAUUGGACCAAGAGAAGGAAAAUAAUUUACGUUUGCAACAUCGAAUCUCCUAUUUGGAGGAACAAGUUAAAGAGCUACAAUCCAGCAAACUUGAACAUGAACAGCUGCAGCUACAAUUACAGCAACAACAAGCACUCCAACAGCUACAGCAACAACACCAACAACAGCAGCAAGAAAAUCAAUUGCAUGGCCACGUCACCAGCAUAAGCAUAUCAUCGCCACCAUCUACACCACCAGAUAAGCCUUUAAUAUUCCAAAGAGGUAAUUACAUUACGACACUGGUGGGUGGCAAACCCAUUGAGCUGUUGGGCGACGAAACACCCACACCACCGGAAAUAGAAAUAAAACGACACAAUGUCCUGACCAAAAGCAAAUCGGCUGCGCAUAUCACAAAAACCUUGAUACGUGAAAACAGUCAACACGACAUAAAUUUAACCAUAUCCAAUAGAGCCCUUUCGUCCUCCAAAAUAUCCGUGAACAGCGACUCGAAUACUGGUCAGAAAAAGGACAAGGAAAGGCAAAAAGAACGCUACGAGAGAAAUGGUGUAAGCAGUAAAAAUCAAUUACAUGCACGAAGUGUGGAGCAUUUAAAUCACAUGAAUGGGUAUUGCGAACGCCGCCGUGAUACUCCACGCAGCACUGAUAUUCACACAUUGAGAGCCCGCUUGACUUGUGAUAUGCGCAGUGUCAAGUCUCUCGAUUUCGAUAGUGAUAAUGAAACAAAUCGCCCCCGUUUACGUGCUCAGCAGUCCAGUGAUACAAUGUCAGAGGCUCGUACCAUUAGACCAACACCACCCAAAAAACCGUUGCGUUUAUCACUGCAGAGAGCCCAAAGUCUACAGACCGUAGAAUUGAAUGCGAACAAUGAAAUGGAACGUAAACGUCCCGUUAAACGGGCCCAUAUGAAUGAAAAAUUAUCGCUGAAUUGCGAUAAACAUCUGGACAAUGGCCACAGUUUGCUUAUUGAAAAUUGUCGACAUGCCGUUGUUUCCAACUCCGGUUCAUCGUCAAUGCAUACGUCAUCAUUGGGACGCCAUCGACAUAACCUAUGA
This is a messenger RNA of Musca vetustissima, 1966 nucleotides long. RefSeq lists its product as uncharacterized. Bases 14 to 1966 code for a protein of 650 amino acids. The record is from RefSeq and is a predicted model, not a curated record. Lineage: Eukaryota; Metazoa; Arthropoda; Insecta; Diptera; Muscidae. Gene Ontology annotation, molecular function: protein binding. The transcript is spliced from 5 exons.